GCACUCCCGCCUGACAUGGCCAAGUCCAUGAGUCUGCUGUGGGGUCCUUCAAACAUGGAGACAACAUAGUGAACGACUCCUACGCCAUCUGCUUUUACCUGGAGAGUCAGUUUCAGAACCAGGGGAACUGUCUGAUCCCAGACGCUGCAGAGGAGCGAGCCCGCAUGUACCAGCGCAUGUUUGAGGGACAAACUUUCUAUGAAAAGCUCAAUAACGUCAUCUACUAUGACUUCUUCAUUCCUGAGGAGGAGCGGCACGACUCCGCUCUGAGCAGAAACAAGGAGGCCCUGAAGACUGAGCUCAGCCUGUGGGAGGGUUACCUGCAGAAGCAGAGUCCCGGCUCUUUCCUGGCUGGAAGCUCCUUCUCUCUGGCAGACGUGGUGGUUUUUCCCACGGUGGCUUAUCUUUUCCGCUUUGGGCUGUCUGCGGGGCGGUACCCCAAACUGGGCGAGUACUACGCCCUCCUGAAGGACAGGCCCAGCAUCAGAGCCAGCUGGCCUCCUCACUGGCUGGAGAACCCUAAAGGACACGAGGCUCUGAAGGAUUUCUGAAGGAGCCACAGACGCCUCCUCCUGAGCGUUCGCUCUCCGUCCUGCUGCGACUGCAGGAUGGAGAGUUAGUUCUAAGUGUUAGUUCAGCUUUUAUUGUUGAAUGUUGAUGCUAAAUGCAGCAGCUUUCUGGAUUAACAAUCUCCUGCAGGUUAGUUUCUCUUUAAGAAAUGGACUUCCAGAGCUGAAAAACUGCAGAUUUGAUUUUUCCUAUAAAAAAGACAUGAUGACCCUGAACGGUUAAACUUUAUUGCUCUAAUGAAAAUAAAACAGCAGCAGAAGAUGAAAGCCUCAUUCACUCCUGAUGGUGGUCAAAGUUUGAUAUGGAGAUAAGAGCAGUUUGGACUGAUCAAAGUCGGCGUGCUGUUUGGCGGUCUUCUGCCUAUUUGAUGAGA
Messenger RNA from Oryzias melastigma (Indian medaka), 943 nucleotides. RefSeq names its product glutathione S-transferase A. Gene Ontology annotation, molecular function: glutathione transferase activity; glutathione binding. The record is from RefSeq and is a predicted model, not a curated record. Lineage: Eukaryota; Metazoa; Chordata; Actinopteri; Beloniformes; Adrianichthyidae. Gene Ontology annotation, cellular component: cytoplasm.